AGAAGGAUCGCGGAAUUGAAAUGCGCGUCUUGAACCUCCUGUGAACACGAGAUAGAAGCAUCCGCACGCCUUAACACAACCAACAAUCGCGUCCAUCUCCGCAGUGCGAUUCUCUGUCAACAAAGAGAUCUGUCUCACUUGUAUACAUAUCCUUUGACGGCGCGGCGCAGUCAUGGCGUCGAAAGCCUUACACGAUCGCGUUAUGCAUGGCGUGUCCUCCAACUCGCCUCUUCCACCUUCCGUCGAAACUGCGUAUUACAGGAAAUGCAUCGAGCUCAAGCGGCGUAUCAACGAGAUCGAAGAGAACAAUGACACCUUACGCGUCAAGAAGAUGCGUAUCGAGCGUGCCAUUCUUAAGAUGCGCCUAGAACGUGCCAUGCUUCUCGAGCAGAUUGCAGCGAAGAUGAAGGACAAUCCAGACGAUAGUGACGACAGCAACAGCCCGCCACCCACGGUAAGUGUCGGUACUGAUCUUCACUGGCGGGCUCGGGCACUAAGUCAUCUGGGGCAGCCGCAAGAUAGACCGUUGCGAUCGAAGCGUGCACAUAGGAAGACGACGCCCCCGCCGGCCGGGGGCACAAACGCAGUGCCGGCUAGCUCUCCUGUACCGCAGAGCACAUCAGGCGCACCGGCAAACUCAGGAACAGCAGUGACGGAGACGCCCGAUGCUGCCAGGUCUCAUUCCUUACGCGAAUACGUCCCAACAUCAGCGGAGGCGACGCCCGCGCCUGCUAACGGCACUCCUGUCCAACUGCCGUCGUUAUCAUCGCAACUUCCUCCCUCAGUCACACCGGCGCCUGCUGCUACACCUCAGUCGGCGCCCUCUGGAUUUGCAGCAAUCGACAAUCCGGCUCCACAGGAAAACGGGGAUACAGAGAUGGCGGGGGCUGGGGACAGAUGAGAAACAUCAGUGCAUAUGUACAACUAGGAGUCUUUCUCAGCUGGAUGAGAUUCACGGCGUUUUUGAUUCAACGGUCGGGUCUAAAAUAUAGUAUCGUGGCCAACUAUUGAAGGCGUAGAAAAGAAGUUGGCGCGUGAUUUUUGAAAUAAUCCAGGUCGGAUAUGAAAAUCAGGUGGCCUUGGAAGCUGCCAUUUUUUGUCACAAAAAUUGAAGCGUACACUCUAGCCGCUUUUUUCAUUUCUACCUGUUGCUAUUCUGCAUUGCCUGGGCAGCAAAACAAGGUCGUCACAGUUCGACAAGGGGAACGGGCUGUCGCUGGGGUUUCCACGACGAAUGCUUCAGCACGAGAGUUUGACCAGUUGGUCGUUCUCAUCAGCGCACAAGCCUUGAUAGAAGCCGUAAUGAAUAUGGUGAAGGGGUUGGCG
Verruconis gallopava is the source of this 1326-nucleotide messenger RNA. RefSeq lists its product as uncharacterized. Bases 173 to 901 code for a protein of 242 amino acids. The record is from RefSeq and is a predicted model, not a curated record. The transcript has 2 exons. NCBI's taxonomy places the organism in Eukaryota, Fungi, Ascomycota, Dothideomycetes, Venturiales, Sympoventuriaceae.